GUUGCUGGUUACUCGUGUGAUGCACAUUCAAAAUUACAAGAUUUCCCGUAGGCCAUGUGUACCGUCGACAAAUUUACGUCUUUCGAUCUAGCAAUUGAUAUGUUUCAGGAUAACUUGUCCAUAUAAUAUUGUAAUAUAGUGCAGAAUUACAUUCAAGUAGAACGAGGAGGUGUGUUGCGCAUUUGACGGCAGACGGUCGCUGUCUUAUAAGAGUGCCGCAAAGAAACGAAGUUGGAUCUUAAACUAACGCUUAUGGACAACAUUUCUCCAGUUUAAGAUGAACGGUGACGGCAAGCAUAUGCGUCUCCGCGAGUGGUUAAUAGCUCAAAUAGACGGCGGAAAUUAUGCAGGGCUGAGUUGGGAAAACCAGGAGAAAACCAUGUUUAGAAUACCUUGGAAACACGCGGCAAAGCAGGAUUACAAGCAGGAUGCAGACGCUGCGUUAUUCAAGGCAUGGGCUGUGUACAAAGGCAAGUAUAGAGAGGGACGAGACAAAGCUGACCCUUCCACUUGGAAGACCCGUCUGCGCUGUGCCCUGAACAAGAGCACAGACUUCCGGGAGGUCCCUCAGCGCAGCCAGCUGGACAUCUCUGAGCCCUACAAGGUGUACCACAUUCAGGCAGAGGGAGGCAGCGCCAUGGUAUCUCCUGGGCCUCAUGUGAUCUACCUGGGCAGCCAGCCUGACACACCCCUCAGUGUACCAGCCAAUCUCCCCCCGCAGUUAAGCUUUCGUGUUGAUCAGAAGGAGAGGAUGGAUACCAGCCGUCAGGCCCUGCAUACUAUCAGCCUGGGCACACAAGGCCAGUCUGCCCCCACAAACUGCGAGGACAGUCUGAAGCCUAUCGCAUAUCGAAUGUCUGGUUCUUUGUCAACUGAUUGCUUCCUGCCAGCUACCCACAUAUCAGGGUCCCGAAUCACAGAUUUCCGUCUGCAGGUGCGUCUGUACUACCAGGGUCAGCUGGUCCAGGAUGUCACCACUAGCUCAGCGGAUGGCUGCUGGAUCCUGCAGGGCUCGGUGCCCGUGGAGAAUGAGCGCAUCUACGGGCCCUGCACGGCAGACCAGGUCUGCUUCCCCCCGCCCAAACUGGCCCGGGUGCCGCUGGGCAUCGCCCAGGCCAUGGCCCGCCUGCUGCCCCACCUGGAGCGCGGCGUGCUGCUCUGGGUCGCCCCCGACGGCGUCUUCACCAAACGCUUCUGCCAGGGCCGUGUGUACUGGGGAGGCCCCCUGGCCCAACACCAGGACAAACCCAACAAGCUGGAGCGGGAGAAGACCUGCAAGCUGCUGGACAUGCCCAUCUUCCUCAAGGAGCUGCAGCAGUACCUGCAUGGAGGUGGCCCCAAACCACGCUUUGAGAUUGACCUCUGCUUUGGGGAGGAAUUCCCUGUAUCCAACCAGAAUAAAGCCCAGAAACUCAUCACAGCACAAGUUGAACCCCUGUUUGCCAGAAAUAUGUUGCUGAACAUCAAGAAGUCAGAGAAGGAGGAGGACAGUGCCUUAGGCGGGCAAGUCUGGGACAGUGGACGACCAACAGAGCCCACCACAGCUUGUGCAUCUACUGCAGACCUGCCAUUUUCACAGAGGACGAGUCCACUCAUGGAGACGGGAGGAGGAACAGAACUAGAGAGAGAAAGGAGUGAGGUAGGGAGGGAUGGAAAAAGGGGUUUGUAAGACCAGCUGGACAGCUCUGUUGCAACAGUGUGGGAACUGACAGAUCUUUUUACCAAGGUUCUGGGGUCCAUUCUCAAUGCUGUUGUACCCUUCAACAAAAAUGAGUGUAAAAAUGUAGGUCACUUUGGACAAGAAUGACUGCUAAAUGCCAACAUGUAAUGUAAGACAAAGAGACUGGGAAAAACAGGCUGAGGGAGGUAAGAUAGAAUGAGGCAGAGGGAGAUCGUUCAUGAAGGUUGCUCUAUUUUGCCUAUAAACUGACACAUACACUUAUAAUUUCUUCUGCUUUAUUUGGGCUAUGGCUCUUUUGACGAAACUUUGCUUUGCAGAAAUAAGUCAUUAAAUGUAGAAUAUUUGUUUAUGAGCAUAGGAACAGCUGAUUUACUUUUGUGUUCUUAUUACAUGACAUGGAAUGAAAGUAUUAUUUUUUUGGUGAGAUAUGUAUUUUUUCAAAUAAUCAAAUAAAUCUUCUUAAACUUGAUUUUGUUUAAGACAAUUUAAGUUUUAAAAUGAACACAGCUUUUUAUAAUUAAAGUUUUUAUUCCACAGUGUAAAAUCAACCUUUUUGUACAAUACGUUUCUUUACAAUUAGUUGAUUAUUUAAUUGUGGAAGUGAAGCUUGUCAUGUCUCUUAUAAAUAGUUUCUAUUUGUUAAAGCAGUGAAGAGUAAGCACAGUUAUCUUUGGCAUAAGCUGCAAGGCAACACCUUGAGUACCUUCAGUGUCUGAGAGAGACUCCUGUGAAAAAAUCCAAAAGAAUGUAUGUGUUAAGAUGCACUGAUUUAUGGCAGCUGCAAGAUAAUAAAUAUUUA
Messenger RNA from Conger conger (European conger), 2480 nucleotides. RefSeq names its product interferon regulatory factor 10 (gene irf10). Gene Ontology annotation, cellular component: nucleus. Bases 278 to 1669 code for a protein of 463 amino acids. The transcript has 8 exons. The record is from RefSeq and is a predicted model, not a curated record. Gene Ontology annotation, biological process: immune system process; regulation of transcription by RNA polymerase II. Lineage: Eukaryota; Metazoa; Chordata; Actinopteri; Anguilliformes; Congridae. Gene Ontology annotation, molecular function: protein binding; RNA polymerase II cis-regulatory region sequence-specific DNA binding; DNA-binding transcription factor activity, RNA polymerase II-specific.